AUGGGCUUCAAGGAAGGUGACGCUAAGAAGGGCGCCGGUCUCUUCAAGACCCGAUGCGCUCAGUGCCACACCCUCGGUGCUGGCGAGCCCAACAAGGUCGGCCCCAACCUGCACGGUCUCUUCGGCCGCAAGUCCGGCACUGUCGAUGGAUUUUCUUAUACACAGGCAAACAUCAACAAGGGUGUGACCUGGGACGAGGAAACCCUCUUCGAGUACUUGGAGAACCCGAAAAAGUACAUCCCAGGUACCAAGAUGGCUUUCGCUGGUCUCAAGAAGGACAAGGACCGCAACGAUCUCAUUACCCACCUCCGCGAGGAGACCAAGUAA
Molecule: messenger RNA, 327 nt
Organism: Sporisorium graminicola
Lineage: Eukaryota; Fungi; Basidiomycota; Ustilaginomycetes; Ustilaginales; Ustilaginaceae
Exons: 3
Coding region: 1-327 (108 amino acids)
Biological process (GO): mitochondrial electron transport, ubiquinol to cytochrome c; mitochondrial electron transport, cytochrome c to oxygen
Cellular component (GO): mitochondrial intermembrane space
Molecular function (GO): electron transfer activity; heme binding
Source: RefSeq, a predicted model, not a curated record